UCUCCAUCUCCUGACCUCAUGAUCCGCCCGCCUCGGCCUCCCAAAGUGCUGGGAUUACAGGCGUGAGCCACCGCGCCCGGCAAGCAUCUAGGGUCUUAAACGAAUGGUAGGCCCUGGAGGUCAGAUGUCUGUGUCCCCAGUGGGGCAGAAUCCAUGGCUCUUGAGGAGGUGGGGGAGGGGUUCUAUCUGGAACCCUCUUGGAUGGCCUGGAGUGAUGCUGGGAGAUUUAGCUACUGGCCUGCUAGGGAGGAAGGAGUUAAGUGGCUCUUCUGUCACCUGAGCUGGGCAUCAAAUGGCCGGGUCCAGGUUCCUCUUGGAAGGGGCGGAGCCAGACCUGUCCUGGGCCUCUCCUGCAGCCUCAGGUCCCGGUGACUACAGCCUAGGAGCUCUGGGACACCCUUGUCUAGCGAAGAGGUCUUACUGGCUGCCCUCACCUGACUUUGUGUCCCCAGGCCCCCAGCCAUGGCCCUGUCCCUGCCUCUGGGCCUUAGAUUUGGCUCAGAGCCCCUCAACCACCCACCGGGAGCACCUAGGGAGCCGGACAUUGUUGGAUGCACCGUCUGCACGAGAGCAGGCUCAGACCCUGAGGCAGGACUCCUUGGACCCUCCUGAGCACUUCCAGGGUGGGCCAAGGGGCAAUAAGCCUGCUGCUCAGCCCCCAAGAUGGUCAACACCCUCUUCCUACGAGGACCCAGCUGGGGGCAAACACUGUGAGCACCCCAUCUCUGGCCUGGAGGUACUAGAGGCUGAGCAGGACAGCCUGCACCUGUGCCUGCUGGGGCUGGGCCACCAGCUGCAGGACCUGGAGCAAGGCCUGGGGCGCUGGGCAUUGGCCCAGAGUGGGAUGGUGCAGCUGCAGGCCCUCCAGGCGGACCUACGAGGGGCAGCUGAGCGCGUGGAGGCGCUGCUAGCGUUUGGUGAGGGGCUGGCACAGCGGAGUGAGCCCAGGGCCUGGGCAGCCCUGGAGCAGAUCCUGCGGGCCCUGGGAGCUUACCGAGACUCCAUCUUCCGGCGGCUCUGGCAGCUGCAGGCCCAGCUGGUCAGCUACAGCCUGGUGUUCGAGGAGGCCAACACGCUGGACCAGGACUUGGAAUUCGAGGGAGACUUGGACUGGCCAGCACCUGGUGGGGUCUGGGGGCCCUGGGCACCCAGUAGCCUCCCCACUUCCGCAGAGUUGGAGUGGGAUCCGGCGGGGGACAUUGGGGGUCUUGGGCCCUUGGGACAAAAGACAGCCCGGAUACUAGGAGUGCCCUGUGAGCUGUGUGGCCACAGGGGCCCCCAGGGCAGGGGACAAGGCCUCGAGGAACCACACACCUCUCACUCCCGACAGGACAUGCUGGAGUCUGGCCUCAGCUACCACAAACACUUAGCAGGUCACCAAAGACGUUCCCUGCUCCGGAAGCCUCAGGGGAGGGAGUGUGCCUCUGACCCUACUGACAGCUGCCAAAGUCCCAGGCUGACUCCCACUUACUGGCUGAGGUCAUGGGCUGCACCUUGAAUAAACCAGAGUGCUCGGAUUGGCCAGGUCUGGGUCACACCAAUCAUGGAAGCUGGGCAGGUGAGUAUCAGCUUCACCUGAACCUGAAGGUCUGGGAGUGGAAGGCAUGACAGCCUCCCCCCUCCAAUUGAGGCACUGUUAUCAGAAAAAGAGGGAUCGUACUGGAUGAAGGACAGACACAACCAGACAUCCACUAUACUUGGAGAUAUUCCAAGUCCACGUGGGGUCCUGGGGAUGAGGAGGUGCCAGGAAAGGAGGAGAAAUAAGACCAGCCCUGUAGGUCUACAGUAGUAGGGUAAAGGCGACACGAAGUGUCACUUCUGGCUGGGCACUGUGGUUCACGCCUGUGAUCCCAACACUUUGGGAGGUCACAGCAGGAGGACUGCUUGAGGCCACAUAGUGAGAACCACCCCCUCCCCUCAUCUCUACAAAUCAUUAAACAAAACUAAAUGGUUGUAGUGGCAUGUGCCUGUGGUCCCAGCUAUUAGGGAGGCUGAGGUAAGA
Rhinopithecus roxellana (golden snub-nosed monkey) is the source of this 2002-nucleotide messenger RNA. RefSeq names its product spectrin repeat containing nuclear envelope family member 4 (gene SYNE4). Gene Ontology annotation, cellular component: nuclear envelope; nuclear outer membrane; meiotic nuclear membrane microtubule tethering complex. The coding region runs from base 293 to 1498 and encodes 401 amino acids. NCBI's taxonomy places the organism in Eukaryota, Metazoa, Chordata, Mammalia, Primates, Cercopithecidae. Gene Ontology annotation, biological process: establishment of epithelial cell apical/basal polarity. The record is from RefSeq and is a predicted model, not a curated record. The transcript is spliced from 7 exons.